This is a messenger RNA of Helicoverpa zea (corn earworm), 4848 nucleotides long. RefSeq names its product src substrate cortactin (gene Cortactin). Gene Ontology annotation, cellular component: cortical actin cytoskeleton; actin filament; plasma membrane. NCBI's taxonomy places the organism in Eukaryota, Metazoa, Arthropoda, Insecta, Lepidoptera, Noctuidae. Bases 50 to 1645 code for a protein of 531 amino acids. Gene Ontology annotation, molecular function: actin filament binding. The transcript has 13 exons. Gene Ontology annotation, biological process: regulation of actin filament polymerization. The record is from RefSeq and is a predicted model, not a curated record.
AAACGCUUUCGUGAUAUAAUCGUGGUCAGCUAAAUCAAUAUUUAUCAAGAUGAUGUGGAAAGCAUCAACAGACGUGGUUCCACCAGCUCUUGCUGAAGCUGAUGACUGGGAGACAGACCCGGACUUUGUGAACGAUGUCACGGAACAUGAACAGAGAUGGGGACCAGGCGGAAGGAACGUGGAGGCUAUUGACAUGGCAAAACUACGAGAGGAAGUAUUAGAAGCAGAUUCACAGUCCAAGAAGAAGCAGUAUGAAGCCGGACCCAAACCUUCUUUUGGUUAUGGCGGCAAAUUCGGCGUGCAACAAGACCGCAUGGACAAGUCGGCUGUUGGUCACGAUUAUAUCGGCAAAACUGAGAAACAUGUCUCACAGAAGGAUUAUGCUCAAGGUUUCGGCGGUAAAUACGGAGUCCAAGCGGACCGCAUGGACAAAUCAGCUGUCGGUCACGACUAUGUAGCCCAAGUAGAGAAGCACGUGUCGCAGACCGACUACGCGCAGGGCUUCGGCGGCAAGUAUGGCGUGCAGACCGAUAGGGUCGACAAGAGCGCAGCGGGCUGGGAGCACAAGGAGACGAUAGAGAAGCACUCUUCCCAGAAGGACUACUCGCAGGGCUUCGGCGGCAAGUUCGGAGUGCAGGCCGACCGCAAGGACGCCUCCGCCCUCGGCUGGGACCACCGGGAGGAUGCUCAGCAUCACGCCUCGCAGACAGACUACGCGUUGGGCUUCGGCGGCAAGUUCGGCGUGCAGACGGACCGGCAGGACGCGUCAGCAGUGGGCUGGGACCAUCAGGAGAAGACGCAGGCACAUGCUAGCCAGGUCGAUCAUAAGAAGGGUUUCGGCGGUAAAUUCGGUGUAGAAACAGACAGAGUGGACAAGUCAGCUCACCGCUUCGACGAGGUGGAGAAAGUUGGUACUAACUACACCAAGCACAAGCCUGACAUCGGCGGCGCCAAGCCUUCCUCGCUAAGGGCCAAGUUUGAGAACAUGGCCAAGGAGAAGGAACAGGAAGCUAUACAAUCCGUGCAGAGGAUAAGACAACAGAGAGAAGCUAUCGACAAGGAUUUAUCACAAAAGGAAAAGGUCCGCGUAGACAAAGAGCAAGCGGACGCUCCUCCCCCGGACAGCGAGCCCGCGCCGCCCGCCAAGCUGCCCGGCAAGCUGCCCGGCAAGCUCGCCAACAACAUGCCCGUGCUGCCCACUGCUGAACCUGCUAGUGAGGUGGUUGCUUCUCCUAUUAUGCAGAAGGUAAUGCCGGAUAUGCCGUCACCGGUCGCGGCAGCCCCUGCGCCCGCGCCGGCCGAGGUACCGGAGAUGACGUCAUCUCUAGAGAAACAAGCCAACUUGCCCGAUGUUACUCUCGUUGGUGAACCUAAGGAGGAGAAGGAAGAGUUAACCCGUCAGCCCACGAUCGUGGUGUCCCCGGUGGGCUGGGAGGGCGAAGCCCCGGGCGGCGACGAGGACGAGGACGGCUACACGGCGCGGGCGCUGUACGACUACCAGGCCGCCGCGCCGGACGAGAUCUCCUUCGACCCGGACGAUAUCAUCACUAAUAUUGUCAUGAUCGACGAAGGCUGGUGGCAAGGACUAUGCAAAGGCGCUUACGGCCUUUUCCCAGCGAACUACGUGCAAUUGCAAGAUAAGUAGGACAUUCCCAAAAUAACAUUAAUUUUAACAUUUAUUCAUAUAGAAAGAUCAUGUUGUCUGUACAUUGGAUUUGGUUAAUAUUCGUGAGGCUUUGAAAAUAUAUUUUUUUUGUGUAAAGCAUCGAAAAUUGUUUAGCAAUUCAUGGGAUUUACGUAUUAUUUUCGCUAAAAUUGACAUUUAUUUUAUACUGUCAUGUAUUUUAUAAAGCUAUGCCAUAAGUAUUUGUCUCAACGCGAGAAUCGAACUAGCUAUUACUAACUCGAAAACCGAAACUCGGGAUAUCGCAAUUAUAACUAUUUUAAAAUUUGACAUUAUAAAUAAUUUUCGUACCUUAAACAAACGCUAGUUUAAAAAUAUAGAUGUAUAAUAUUAAUUAAAUAAUGUAAGCUAGAUAUUAUUGUUAUAAAAGACUUUAAUUUUGAUAAAUGAGUAAUUUUGAUAUAAUUAUAAUGUUAACUGAUAAUAUUGACAGUUUAGAACAUGAGAUUUUAUUCUAUAACAUAACCAUUCAAAAGUAAAUAAUUAACACCAAAAAUAAAUCAACUGUCAAUAUUAUUUCAAUUAUUUGCACAAAAAUAUCUUGUUUAUUUUAGAGUUGCGUAUUUGCGCAAAAACUUUGCGCAUCUGCUCUACGAUUGCAAUACAAUGUUGCUUUUCAGUGAACAAUAUGUUUUUGCGCAAAAAAAUAGAAAUAACAAAGAGGUAAGCGCACCUACAAAUCUUUAAUUUCGACUUGAAAAAUAAGAAAAUAUUGAAGUUUUUAUAGUGUGCUUAUUCAUAUAGAUAUAAUAAACUUUUAAACUCGAUAAAGUACUUAUGAGACGAAAACGCGAGAAACCUCAAUAUUUCGACAUAAGGUGAAUUUGAAUUAUUUAGCUAUUGCCUAACUUGGGCUGUUCGUAAGAGGUAGGAAUAUAGCAUUUUGGGACUUAUGACUUGGAUAUAAGGUUCAAAUUAGAUUGGCAUCGUAAAAUUAAUCUUUAGGUGUAAUUUACGAGGUGAAUUAUCAAUUGAAUGAUAAAUCGAAAAUUUUAAAUUAAAUUAAAAAAGUAUUUCACACUCAAGCACUGAUGGGCUAAGCAGAAUUACACUUCCCAUAAUAGUAAGUUUACAAUAUCUAUGCUAACGUUAUAAAGAGAAGAGAUUUGAUUUUUUUUUUCCUACAUUAAGCCACAUUAUUUGUGAGUUUGUUAAAUUAUGCUUUAUUUUAUCCUGAUACGGGAAAUAGCUCGGGGAAAACCACAUGUUAGCGAUUUUUUCGAAAUUAUAAAAGUUCACAUCGUAAUUUACGUUAUAUUUAGCAUAUAUUGUAAAACAAGUAGAUCGCGUAUUAGUUUUUCAAUAGCUUAAGAUAUGUAUCGUCUUCCAAUACCUACCUCUUAACAGUUUUAUUUGAAGCACAUAAAAUAUUCUUACUGCACGCUUUAACAUUAAAUUAAAUUAAAAUGCAUUUAAUUUGAGUAUCAAACUGUUAGGGUGGGUUGCACCAUUUAACUAUUACUAUAUCCAGCCAUGUAAUCGCAGAUUUGACCAAUGAGCGACAAUUUCAUAGCUGAUUAUGGUUUGGUAAUUAAUAAUCAUACUACGGAUUGCGAUAACCCAUCCUUGCCAUUGAAGAAUGCAUUUUGACAUAAGCUUCAUAUAAAUUAUGUCAAAUUUCAAUAUGUAAUCGAAAAGAUCGGAUGAAUCAGAUAUUUAAAUGGUGCAACCCAUCCUUUUAGUUUAACGCUAGCUUAUAGGUAAUUAUAAACUUUGUCUUGAAGUAUUUUAUUCCUUUUAAUCUGAAUUGACACCGAAGAGAUGUAUUUGUUUGUAGAAAUCUAUAAUUCUGCAAAUAUUAAAUUAGUUGUUUUUAUUAUGUCUUUAUUACAAAAUACCUACGCCACGAGCAAAAUCUAUGAUGUAAUAAAUAGCAUUUUUUUUUUAUUUCAACGAGUUGUAUGCCAAAUUAUUUAAAUUUAUAUGAAUGUGUUUCAUAAAUUUAUAACCCUAUUAAUUGUAGGAUGUAUUUUAAUUUCUAAUCUAUCAUUGAUUUACAAAAGGGCCGCCGCAGAUAUGUCGGAGCGCAUUGAAAAGCAAUUUUUAGUGACAACUUUCGAUACUUGUCAAUUUAUUAGUCUUUACAGCAUGUCUUUUUCUUGACGUUAUAGUUAGAUAGGUAGCCAGAAAGUCUGACAAUUAGCCUUACCAAGGGGUGUCAGGUUGCUCUGGCAACUGGGUUGAUGUGGCCAGAAAGACAGUCGCUCACUGGUACUCAGUUGCAUCUGGUUAGACUGGAAGCCGACCCCAACAUGGUCGGGAAAAGGCUAGGCAGAUGAUACAAAUUGCUUUUCGCUGUGUUUCGCUAUAUGUGUGGCGGUCAUAGCUAUCAUAGGUAUAAUUAUCCCUUGAAAUAUCAAAAUGUUUUAAUUUUUAAUAAAUAUUCCAUAUCUUAUAGAUGAGACUAUCAUGGCCUUACUACAAAAACUUUAACGCCUGUUUUACACCUGGCUAAAAAAAUUGUGGCUCCAAAAUGAACCAUAUGUCAACGUCAUAAUUUGACAUUUUUUUAGAGAAGGCUUAAACUGACGUUAAAAAGUUUUUGUGGUAACACGGUCAGGCUUUAGAUUUAGAUACAUAGUUAUAACGUAGUCUCAAAAUUAUUCAUAUUUCAUUAAAUUGUAAGAUUUAUUUUAAUAUGACGUUCAUUUUGAGAAAAUAUUUUUAAUUCAAUGAGUUUUUUUAUCACUUGACAUUAAAAUUUAAUUUAUCUGGUAAUUUUAAAAUGUAUUUUUUAUUCCAAAAAGUAUUUCUUGCAAUUAAUUUGUAUUAAAAAAAUAUUUCCCAACUAAAAUAAUGAUGUUAUUUGUGAAUGAUUUUUACAAAUGUUGACAUUAGAAUAGCUUAGACUGUACCACAUGUUCACAAAUAUAGAAUCUAGUAUAAAAUAGAUAUGGCAACAAGAUUUGCUUCUAAAACAUAUAUGUAUUAAUCAUGCAAUCGAUUAAAUAAGCUGCCAUAUUUUUUUGACUGAAUUAGAGUCAGUCAAAAAAAUAUCGAUAAAACUGAAUUUCGAUAACGUAUCGAUAAUUGUAAUCUUAUUUGUGACAUGUGGACUGGUCAAAUUAGUUUAUAAGUAGUAAGUAUGGGUAUCUAAUGCCGAACUAUGUUUUAUAUAAAACAAUUUAUUGUUUAAAGAUGAAUAAAAUAAUAUUUUAUAGCUA